This is a messenger RNA of Schistocerca piceifrons (Central American locust), 948 nucleotides long. RefSeq lists its product as uncharacterized. The transcript has 5 exons. The coding region runs from base 112 to 840 and encodes 242 amino acids. NCBI's taxonomy places the organism in Eukaryota, Metazoa, Arthropoda, Insecta, Orthoptera, Acrididae. The record is from RefSeq and is a predicted model, not a curated record.
GGCGUGACAGAGUACCGUUUCCGCCAAGCAAGUUAAGCACCAGGAUCAUUUACGAGCUACAUAUCGUCGUUGUUGCCUGGGUCGUCCACGCCGCGUAUUCCAAGGUUGUGAAUGCAUAUAACAAUGUUUGUGCAGCCACUGUUGCUUCUCACUAUAAUGAACUCUUGGGUUGCUCAGAAUGCUCAAGGCUUGAUGUGCAGUGACAUGACAUUUCGAGAAGCAGAGCAGCAGCAUGGUGCUGAAAUAACUGGUCUUAAUACCAGCUGUAAUGUAGCACAGCUAGUUAGUUCAGGCCUGUUGGCCUUGAAGCAACCACAGACCCCACGCAGCAGGAACAGGGGUGGAAGUGGUGGCAACACAGUGGCAGCUGUAUUUCGAUUACUUGGUUUGGAGCCUUCACGUCUUAGAGCAGUCACUCUCAAUUCUCUUCUUUUUAUUGCACAGCUUAUCAGCAAUUUCUUCAUCCAACAAGGAGCACCCAAAAAUACUGGGAAGCAAGGAAAAAAACAUCAAGAUUCUCUGCUGCCAUGGAUCCUGCAGAAUCCUACAGUUCAGAAGUUUGUGCCAUCUGUAAAGGAUCAGUCCCUGGCUGAUCAUGUUAUGGAUGCUGUAAAUGGUCACAUUUCACAGUACACCAAUCUGACAUGCCCUCAGCUGCUUAUUUGUAGACUCAUGCCAUUCAUUCAUGGCAUGCAGAGGUCUGUGAUUCCCCUUCUAUCAGAAGCAGACUUUUACUCCAUGACAGGGAUAAAUAUUUUCUUCAGCAGUCUCCCUGAGGAAAAAGAAAUGGAAGACAUCGCAGAUAAAUGUGGCUUGCAGUACCCAGGAUGUGUGUAUUAAUAUUUAAUAGAUACUGGAAAGAAAACACAUUUUAUAAACUAAACUUGAUGGAGUAAUGACAAUAUUAUGAAAUGGAUAGAUUGCUACUCGCCACAAUGGAGCUGUUGA